Messenger RNA from Sphaerulina musiva SO2202, 1861 nucleotides. RefSeq lists its product as uncharacterized. NCBI's taxonomy places the organism in Eukaryota, Fungi, Ascomycota, Dothideomycetes, Mycosphaerellales, Mycosphaerellaceae. Gene Ontology annotation, molecular function: rRNA methyltransferase activity; histone H2AQ104 methyltransferase activity; RNA binding. The transcript is spliced from 2 exons. The record is from RefSeq and is a predicted model, not a curated record. Gene Ontology annotation, cellular component: small-subunit processome; box C/D methylation guide snoRNP complex. Gene Ontology annotation, biological process: box C/D sno(s)RNA 3'-end processing; rRNA methylation. The coding region runs from base 20 to 1672 and encodes 550 amino acids.
AGUCGGGAAGGCCAGCACGAUGGAGUCGCUCACGCCCACCGCGUUGCAGCGCUGGAGUUGCCAAGACAGGCAGCUGCCCCCCGUCGACUCAAUCAAGGCAAUUCACGUCUAUGAUUUCGACAAUACUUUAUUCAAAUCCCCCCUCCCCAACCGAACCCUCUGGAACAUAGGCACAUGCGGCUCGCUCCAGGCGCAGGAGUUUCUGCACAAUGGCGGCUGGUGGCACAAUCCUGCCAUCCUGGCUGCCACGGGCGAAGGACUCGAGAAAGAGGAGGCGCGCGCAUGGGAAGGCUGUUGGAACGAGAAGAUUGUCGAGCUCGUGCAGCUCUCGAUGCAGGAGAUGGAUGCUCUCUCUGUGCUGCUCACCGGCAGGCAGGAGGCGGGAUUUGGGGACUUGAUCGGCCGCAUGCUAGCCGCCAAGGGCCUGGCGUUCGACAUGGUCUGUCUGAAGCCUCUCAGCAGCCCGACGGGCGAGGUGUUCGGCAGCACCAUGAUGUUCAAGCAGGCGCUGCUGACGGAUAUCGUUCUCACCUACCAUCAAGCAGAGGAACUGCGCAUCUACGAGGACAGACCGAAGCACACCAAGGCAUUCAGAGACUUCUUCACCAACUUCAAUAAAUCGCUCAUGACGGCAAAGCCUACUGUCCAGAUGCCGGUGCCGCGCCAGCCCAUCGUAGCUGAAGUCAUUCAAGUCACAGAGCAGGAUAGCUUCAUGGACCCAGUCGCCGAGGUGACGGAGAUCCAACGAAUGGUGAAUUCACACAACCGAGCAAUCUUGGACGGCACUGCUCCCAAGACUGCAGUACCAUACAAGAUCAAGCGCUCUGUCUUUUAUACCGGGUACAUCAUUCAGCAAGCAGACUGCGACCGGCUCCGAUCACUCGUGAAGCCGCCUGCAAACUGCCCAGAGCAUGAGCUCAAGUACCUGGCCAACAACAUUCUCAUCACGCCGCGGCCUGCUCCGCAUAGUAUUCUGAACAAAGUCGGCGGUAUGGGUGCGAAGAUGACCUGGAAGGUGACCGGUCUGGCCAUCUACGGAGAGCGGGUUUGGGCUGCACGGGUUGCGCCGAUACCGUCCGAUGCCAAAGUGUACACGGAAAACACCACUCCUUGCGUAGUCCUGGCAACAAGACGACAAGCGAAACCUAUCGAGGCAAGUCGGAUACAGAACUGGCAGCCUGUACCAGAUCACCAGGCCUUUGAAUUUGAGACUACAGUUGGUGAGAAGUGCCUCCUACGGAUAGAGCAAGAAUACCCCAAUGAAGAUGAGUACGAAGCGAGCUUUCCGAACGCUAAGAAUGCGAAGAAACACCCUCGCGAAGAAGACUAUUCGCCUUCGGGCUCAGGCCGCCCCAAUUGGAAUAAGCCUCCUCGCACUCAAGGUGGUCGUGGCAACUAUGGGAACAAUCGCAAUGAUGGUUCUUGGGCACCUCGGAAUCCAAGUGGCGGUGGAAACUAUGGUACCGCAACUCGUGGUGGAGCCAGUGACAAUCGUGGCGCCCGAGGCGGUCGUGGUGGCUUCAGUGCUGCACGAGGCCGUCGCGAUAGGGACAGUGGUCAUCGUGGAGGCGGCAACAACCGAGGAGGAAGAGGCGGCGGUGGUCGUGGAGGGUACAAGAGCCUUGACGACAACGUCGGCCAGGGGUACGGAAGUGGUGGCAUGCAAUACUGAUUGUCAAGCGAGACGUUUGCAUGGACUGGAGGAGACGACGGACCAUUGUCACGCUCGGUGGAGCACUGCAUGGCGGCUGCUAGCUCGGAACGGACAGAGUGGGCGAGGAGUGGCUCCAUACAGGAACAUAGAACGGUCCGCCUCAUGACAGACAGCAUGCGGGUCUUGGCAGCGGAACGUGUUUAUUAG